AUGCCCAUCCCCCUCAUUGUCCAGGGCAUCACGGAGGGCUUCUCGUCCAUCCCUCAUGUAUGGACAAUCCUCCGCGUCGUGCCGUGGGUGCUGCUGGUGGCUGCGCUGAAGUACUUCUUCGGCGGAGCGCGCAACACCUCCGAGCGGCUGCUGCACUCCAAGGUGGCCAUGGUAACGGGCGGAACAUCCGGGAUUGGCGCGUCCGUCGUCCAGGAACUAGCCACCCGCGGCGCCCAAGUGAUCCUCCUCACGCAGCAACCUCCCUCGGACGUUUUCCUCGUUGAAUACAUCGAAGACCUGCGCCGCACGACAGGCAACCAGCUCAUCUAUGCCGAACAAGUCGAUCUCGCCGACCUGCAUUCCAUCCGCACCUUCGCCACCAAAUGGAUCGAUAAUGCCCCUCCUCGAAGGCUGGAUAUGGUGAUUCUCUGCGGCGGCACGGCGGUCCCGUCUCGCGCUGCUCGCCAGCAGACUACGGCCAAUGCGCUCGACCAGGAAUGGCAGAUUAAUUAUCUAGCCAAUUUCCAUCUUCUCAGCAUUCUCUCCCCGGCUCUGCGCGUCCAGCCCGCCCACCGAGACGUGCGGGUCGUCUUCACAACAUGUUCAAGCUACAUCGGCGCCAAAUUUGACCUGGACCUCGUAAGACGAGGCAAUUCCAUGCCCACUUCUGACAUCCCCACCAAGAACAAAAAACAAGGCCAAAAGUCCACCUCGGUCCGGAAGACGAAGGGCAUCUACGCUCUUAGCAAACUCUCCCUCAUGAUCUUCGCCCAGUCCUUCCAGCGCCAUCUGAAUGCAUACAAGCGUCCAGACAGCCUCCCACCCUGCACGCGUGUCCUCGUCGUCGACCCAGGCCUGUCCCGCACACCGGGCAUGCGCCGCUGGCUGACGGGCGGAUCGCUGUGGGGUCUGCUCGCCUAUCUGCUAACCUGGCCAGUGUGGUGGCUGGUCCUCAAAUCUCCACAGCAGGGUGCACAGAGCGUCCUGUACGCUGCGAUGGAGGAGAAAUACUCGCGCGGCGAGGGCGGGUGGAUGGUGAAAGAGUGUCGCGAGGUAGAUCUCGCGCGGAAAGAUGUAAAGGACGACGAUCUGGGCAAACGGCUGUGGGAGUUUAGCGAAAAGCAGGUCGAGGAGGCGGAGAAAGAGGCUGCUGUUAAGAGGGCGCUGGAGAAGAAGGAGAAGGAAACGGAGGCGGAGAAACAAUCUCGCAAGGAGACUGCGUCUGAGAAGAAGCAGACUGCUGGGUCAAGGCGGAGUCGGCGGAAUCAGUCUUGA
This is a messenger RNA of Penicillium lagena, 1275 nucleotides long. Its product is annotated as putative oxidoreductase. The record is from RefSeq and is a predicted model, not a curated record. The transcript has 2 exons. Lineage: Eukaryota; Fungi; Ascomycota; Eurotiomycetes; Eurotiales; Aspergillaceae. The coding region runs from base 1 to 1275 and encodes 424 amino acids.